ACCGUUGAGAUUAUAAUACACACACAACACUCGAACAAUUUUCAGUCGAUUUGCUUUCGGUUUAGUGAUUCAUUUUCAGUUCACAUGUUGCUUUGUGUGUGAAUUGAAUGGAUUGUAAAUUGUGUUUCUUGAUCGGCUAUAAUUAGCAUACCGAAAAGUUCCCAGCGACGAAGUGAUUUUUCUCUUAAAAAUCGUAAGUUAAAAUCGUUAUUGCAGUCAGCAUAGACCACGUCUUGGAAUAAGUUCAAUGGAAUUCGCCCAUUAGUCCUGCGUACUACCUUCCACCUUCAACUGAGUCUCUUUGUUAUAUGAGCGCUUAAGUUCGGGCACAGCGGAGGAAAGAUCAACGUGAAAGAAUGGAAACAGACGAUGAUGUUCGUGAUAAAGUAGACUGUCAGAUACCUGUUGCUGUGCAGCAGGAAGAUCCCUUACUAUGUGGUGUAAAAAUGUCGGAAAUCAGAGGAAUCGCCGAAAGUCGUUUGCAUACAAGAAGACUCUCCCGGCGAACAUCGUCCUUCUUAAACAUUCCAUCACACGAUGAACUGAAAGACGAAUCAUUCCGUGGCAAAUGUACGCGAAUGAUACAUUCGUUCAAAUUUCAGGCGGUGGUGAUUGGUUUCGUUUUGCUCGACUGUGUCUUUGUCAUUGCCGAGCUAAUCGUAGAUCUGAGAAUUACAAAAGGCGAAGUGUGUGAUAGAGUGACCUGUGCACCAAUUAAAAAGGACCAUUCAUUAAGCUUGGUUCUUCAAUCACUGAGUCUGGCCAUUCUAUCCUUGUUCAUGAUCGAAUUGAUGUUCAAACUAUGGGCGCUGCGAUUCAAGUUUUUCGAAUCAAAAAUGGAAAUCUUCGAUGCCAUCAUUGUCAUCGUGUCCUGGUCCCUGGACAUUGCUUUCUUCCAUCAUGUCGACGACGCAAACGCCAUUUCAAUGUUAAUCUUCCUGCGAAUGUGGCGUCUGAUUCGCAUCGUUCAUGCAAUCGCUGUGUCGAUGAUAACGCCAGUCAUCCAUCAACUGGAAACCGCUGAGCACGCUCAUCACGUAACAGAGGUCAAACUGGAAAAGCUGACCGAUUAUACACAAGAACUGGAAGCUGAAAUCGAAGAAUUGCGAGAUUUGUUAGUGAAUUGUGAUCGAUCGCUACCGCGAAGUAGAGUGAAACCAACUACGGCUGAUGUUAAGGAUCUGUAGAACCAGCAGAUGAUAGUUACCCUUUCCGCGAUUUUAGCAGUUAAAGUCAAAAGGAUCAUUGAAUCGUGGCGCAAAGGAAGCGCACGAUUGAUGUUUCUGAGUAUUAAUGACUUUAAAGUGUAAAUGUGGGGGUGUUGCCGUGAAUGCCAAUAAUUUGUUACGAUAUUGAGCUGUUUAACUUUUCGCAUUUUGUUUUUGUUUAAAUAAAACACUGAAUCAGUGAAUCAACUAAAUGAACAAGCCAAUCGUACUCAAAUACUUAAAA
Messenger RNA from Bradysia coprophila, 1452 nucleotides. RefSeq names its product voltage-gated hydrogen channel 1-like. Gene Ontology annotation, molecular function: voltage-gated proton channel activity. The record is from RefSeq and is a predicted model, not a curated record. Gene Ontology annotation, biological process: proton transmembrane transport. Gene Ontology annotation, cellular component: plasma membrane. Lineage: Eukaryota; Metazoa; Arthropoda; Insecta; Diptera; Sciaridae.